GACAAGAAACCCAAAAAACAAACGUUGUGAAAAGCAAGCAAAAAGGAGGAAAAAAACCAAACAAACGAACGAUCAUCGGCAAAAAAAAAAAAAAAGAGCAGAACUCCGGCCAAAUAUGUCCGUUGCGGUAUCCAACUCCCCCAUCUUCUCCCCGCCAUCCUCCCUCUUCCUCAACCGGGCCGCCUCCUUCAACAUCCCCAAUUCCCCGGCGAAUUUGACCCCGACAAGCCACUUCAAAUCCGCCUGCCGCUCACCUUCUUCUUCUUCUUGCUCUCCUUCCUCUCCGCACUCCCCUUCUUUCCGGUCACGCCUCCAGAAGGCAGCGGCGGUGGGACCGGCACCGCCUAUUCCUUCUUCCUCUUCUUCCCCUACCGUGUCCAAGAGGAAACGGCCGGCCAGGCUUGAUAUCCCCGUUUCCGCGAUGGGAUUCGGGGCGCCGGCCAAUCCGGCUGCCGCCGCCGAACUGGCCGAGGUGGAGAGGGAAGGGGAUGGGUACUCCGUUUUCUGCAAGAGAGGGAGGAGAGAAGCCAUGGAGGAUCGCUUCUCUGCCCUCGUCGGAGUUCAAGGAGAUCCCAAACAGGCUUUCUUCGGUGUUUUCGACGGGCACAGCGGGGCCAAGGCCGCGGAAUUCGCGGCGGCGAACCUGGACAAGAACAUAUUCAAACGGCUCGCCGGAGAAGAAGAAGAAGAAACGGAGGACGCGAUAAAGCAAGGGUAUCUCGAAACGGAUUCGCAGUUUCUGAAGCAGGAAGCCCGCGGCGGAUCUUGCUGCGUCACCGCCCUGAUCCGGAAAGGCAACCUGGUGGUCUCCAACGCUGGCGAUUGCCGCGCGGUCGUCAGCAGAGGCGGCGUCGCGGAGGCGCUCACUUCCGACCACCGCCCCUCCAGGGAAGACGAAAGGCACCGAAUCGAAUCCACGGGAGGGUACGUCGAUUUGGUCCGCGGAACUUGGCGAAUUCAGGGGUCGCUGGCAGUGUCCAGGGGAAUCGGAGACGGGCAUCUGAAACAAUGGGUGAUUGCGGAGCCGGAGACGCGGAUUCUGAGGAUCCAGCCGGAGAUCGAGUUCGUGAUCUUGGCCUCUGAUGGGUUGUGGGAUAAGGUGAGCAAUCAAGAAGCAGUGGAUGUAGCAAAGGCUUUGAUGGAAUCGCAGCAGCCGCCAUUGAUGGCCUGUAAAAAGCUUGCUGAGCUCGCCGCCUCGAGAGGCUCUUCCGACGACAUUAGCGUGUUGAUUGUCCAGUUGGGCCGCUACAUUUGAGCCCAUUUCUUUAGUUGGGCUUAGCCUUUUUAUUCUUUCUUCUUUUCCCCACCAACAAUUAUUAUUGGGGGCUUUUUUAUUUAGGCUCGAAAUUGUUAGGCUGAUUCGUUUAAUCCCAUUCUUUUAUUCAUUAUUAAUCUCACACCUCUGUUCUAAUUUGUAAAUGAUGAUCGAUAUUUGAUGGCUACUACAUCCAUAAUGAAAUGAAUUACUCAGU
Messenger RNA from Linum trigynum, 1472 nucleotides. The record is from the annotation of a GenBank genome assembly. NCBI's taxonomy places the organism in Eukaryota, Viridiplantae, Streptophyta, Magnoliopsida, Malpighiales, Linaceae.